AUGUUGCCUUUUGCUCGACGCAUUGUGCAUGCACUUUAUCGCAAUUCUACCACGUGUUUCUUAGGCCGUCGCUUUGAAUCAUCGUUCGGUCCCCUUACACAACUGUCGGAAGAUGAGACUCUGUUCAAAGAGACCGUGGCCAAGUUUGCAGCAGACGUCGUGGCGCCUAAAGUCCGGGAAAUGGACACGUCUGGAGAGAUGAAUCAUAUUAUAACACGUGGAUUGUUUGAAAAUGGACUGAUGUCAGUGGAGAUUCCGGCGGAAUUCGGGGGCACUGAGGCCUCUUUUAUGAGCCUCUGUUUGACUAUUGAAGAGUUAUCAAAGGUGGAUCCGGUCGUAGGUCUGCUCGUUGAUUUGCAGAAUACUGUAGUAAAUAAUGUGAUUAUGAUGCAUGGCUCGGAGAAGCAGAAGGAAAAGUACUUGCCAAGGUUGAGUACGGACAUGAUUGGAAGCUUUUGUCUGAGUGAGGCGGGAUCUGGGAGUGACGCCUUUGCGUUGAAAACGAAGGCGACCGUGUCAGCUGAUGGGAGCUACUACUUGAUCACAGGACAAAAGAUGUGGAUUUCAAAUGCAGAGUAUGCGGGCGUCUACUUGGUGUUUGCCAAUGUAGACCCGUCUAAGGGAUACAAGGGUAUCACGUGCUUUAUUGUGGACCGAGAGAUGGAAGGACUGGAGAUUGGGAAGCCAGAGGAGAAACUUGGUAUCCGUGCGUCGUCAACGUGUCCUGUUACGUUAAUGGACGUCAAGGUACCGCAGGAGAACAUCUUGGGGGAGGUUGGCAAAGGUUAUAAGAUUGCAAUUAGCACGUUGAAUGAAGGGCGCAUCGGCAUUGCGUCGCAGAUGCUGGGACUGGCACAGGGAGUAUACGACCAAACACUUCCGUAUUUGUUUGAGCGUCAUCAGUUUGGAUCGGCGAUUGGAGAGUUUCAGGCGAUGCAGCACCAGUACGCGGAGUCUGCAUUAGAAAUUGAAACGGUGCGUUUGUUGGUGUACAACGCUGCUCGGCUCAAGGAUGCUGGCCUUCCGUUUGUAAAGCAGGCUGCCAUGGCCAAACUACAUGCCUCAAGGGUGGCAGAGAAGACCGCAUCAAAGUGCAUUGAAAUGCUUGGCGGAAUUGGGUUCACCAAGUACCUGCUUGCGGAAAAAUUUUAUCGCGAUGCAAAGAUUGGGGCUAUUUACGAGGGCACGAGCAACAUGCAGCUCACCACGAUUGCGAAGAUAGUUGCAGAACAAUGGCAUAAGUGA
Peronospora belbahrii is the source of this 1245-nucleotide messenger RNA. The record is from the annotation of a GenBank genome assembly. NCBI's taxonomy places the organism in Eukaryota, Oomycota, Peronosporomycetes, Peronosporales, Peronosporaceae.